Clunio marinus is the source of this 1805-nucleotide messenger RNA. The record is from the annotation of a GenBank genome assembly. Lineage: Eukaryota; Metazoa; Arthropoda; Insecta; Diptera; Chironomidae.
UUUUUUAAAUAUAAAAGUAAUUCCUCGAUUUUCAUAGGAACAAAGUUUACUGAAAGAUUCAAUAUUUUAUAAAUUUCUGGAUUACUAAAAAGUGAAAAACGACAGACAUGGAUCCGAGUAUUUUAGCAAAUAUGGACCGUGAAGCACUUAAAAAACAAAUUGAAAACAUGAAAUAUCAAGCAACUAUGGAGCGUUGGCCUUUAUCAAAAUCUAUCGCCGCGAUGCGUGAGUUUAUAGAGGAGAAUGAGAAGAAUGACCCACUGAUUCACGCUGUCGACAAGAAAAACAACCCGUGGGCUGAGAAGGGAAAAUGCAUAAUCAUUUAAAUAACCUUUUUUAUUAUAAUUGCCAAAGCGUUUUGUAAAAGUUUCUAUGGUUUUUGGAUUAAGUUCAAACGUGAAUGGAGUAAACAUGUAACGACGAAAAUUCGAUUAACAUUUAAUGUCACAAAAUUUCUAGGAAGGUUUUUCAAUCAAAGAAAGUAUAAUUAAUAGAAUUAAUUUAAUUAAGAUAAGAAUUUCAAUAAACGUUUUUUUUUAACUCGUGCUAAUUAAGAUCGUUAUAUUUAUGAUGAAGAAAAAAGUAUAAAAUGUAUUUGCAAGCUUUUUGAGGCGUUAAACUUUUAAGACGACAUGCUAUGGCCAAGCCAGAAGAAGAAUUGCGCAUUGACAAUUUCAUCAACUUAGAGGAUAAACGAAGAAGUUUUACUCCGUCAUUCGAACGAAAUUAAAUAAAAAAUAUCUACGCCUGGCACCAUCCAUCGAACAGCAAUGCAAUGCAACCUAAUACACACCAACCGCCCCAACUUAUAUUCUUAAAAAAAUUAGAACUCUCCUUAAAUAAAUUUAAAAAAGUUGUCACUUCAUCUACUCGCUAUACCUACUCUUAAUUUUGAUCUAGAACUAGUAUCUAGUAUUAAUAAAUAAUAAUCUUAUUAUUACCCUCAUCACUGCAUAAGAAUGAAAAUAUUAUUAAAUACUUAUGUCAAAACAUUAAUUCACAUUUUCCUUUUGGUAGUAACAUUACAUACAUUCCAGAAAAUAAUUGUAAAACAAAUAAUUAUUUGAAUACUAUAUUAAAAUUAUUAGAAAUUGUUAUUUGGAGACUGUAAAAUGAUUUUAAUAUAAAUUUGCAGCUAAGAAUCUAAAAAAGAAAAGAAAAAGAUCUUCUAUAACUUUUGAAUUAUUUUAUUCAAUUUAUAGGUAAUGCUUUCGAAAUACCUAUCAACUGAAUAAAAUAAAAUGUGUAAAAAGUAUUAGAAGUUUUUUUUUUCAUUUUUCGAUUCUUAUUUUCUUACACUACAUUAAAAGUUUAAAACAUCAUGCUGAUCAAUUUCUCAAAAUUUCAUUUACAAUAGUACAACAAUUAACCUGAUAGCUUCAGAAAACAUAAAUUGAGCAUGUCUGAAAUUUUAUUAAGAUUUUAGUAAUAGCAGGAAAAAAUUCAAACGCGUUCUUUGUGAAUUAGAUUUUCUUAGCCUAUCAAGGUUUUCCUUAUGAUAUUUUUCAUUUCAUGUAUUUUUAGACGCAGAUUUAAAAUAAUGAUAAAUGGACCACUUCAAUACAGGUUUUCUUCUGAUAAUCCUAUGUUUCUAAGAUUUUGUACUUAAUGUUGUAUCCUUUAUUUUCUUUUAUGCUGAGAUUACGCGAUUUAUCUUUUACUUGGAAAGCAAAAACGAAUUAUCAAAAGUAAAACUUGUUCAACAGUCUUGUACAAUUUUAUUGUAAACAGAAGAGGCUUACGAGCAUAUUAAGGAAUUUGAUUAAAUAAAGAUAUAAAUUUAAUUAUUAAAGUAAAACAAAAUA